Molecule: messenger RNA, 1218 nt
Organism: Zymoseptoria tritici IPO323
Lineage: Eukaryota; Fungi; Ascomycota; Dothideomycetes; Mycosphaerellales; Mycosphaerellaceae
Exons: 2
Source: RefSeq, a predicted model, not a curated record
CAGUGCAUGCGAGUACGCUGCCUCUCCUGCGGCUUCGUCCGGGCAAAGAACACCACCCGCCAAGUCGAACAUCUUGCCAGCUGCGCCUCGUUCCUCAACAGCACCGAAGGUCAAGCCGCUGUCGCGAACGGCGAACUCGAAAUGACACCUGCCGCACCUCGCCAGUCUUUCGGAGGCGGGAAUGACAUCUGGCGUGGCGGUGCACCAAACCCGAAUCUGCAAGUCAGCCAGACGCCAACUUCGACCAGCCGUGGUGGAGGAAGAGCCUAUCCGAUGCCGCCUCCUCCCAAAGCACCCUCCCUCGUAUCUCACCUCCUCAACAAGUUCCAGGAAAAGUUCAAUGUUGCGACUCAACAGUCUUUCCUCUCUCACGCCGGCUGCGGUACUCUGUCCCACGCAGCUCUCUGCUCCUGGCUCACACAGCAUGGCCACAUUUCUCGAGCUAUGAUUGCCGCCAUUGGAUCACUCAUCGCCAAAGUGUUCCUGCCAGAUGCCGCCAAUACUCGCAUUGCUACGCCAUACCGUGCUCUGGACCUGCUCAUCUCCACGAUCAGCAAUCUUCGUAAAGAGAUCGACUUCAUCGAGAAUACUAAGCGGAAGUAUCGCUUGGACGCUGCGAGUGAGCCGCCGUCGCCGAUGACGAAGGCAUACGUCGAUCUCUUGGCGAGUGCUUCUGAGCCGAGAGCAGAUCUGCUGGAGGGAAUGGUAGCGCUGUGGGCGACCGAGCAUGUAUGCAGCAAUCCGCUCGACCCAUACGCCGCUCCUACCCCUGCUGCCUCUCGAUCUGACCAACAACACGCCACCGCUCUCCGGGAAGCACUCAUUCCGAACUGGACGUCACGAGAGUUCUGCAAAUUUGUCGAUGCAUGCCGCGCGAUCGUGGAUGAGAUUGCCAAUAAAGAAUCAGUCGGCGAUGGACGACAUCAAUUGAGCCGGUGCGAGUUAUUGUACAAGCAAGUUGUAUUUCUGUGGGAGAGAAUCUGGCCGGAGGUGGAUGGUAUGGGCGAGGAGAAGACCGAGGAUGACGUUGCCGGUAAAGCGGCCGGUGCCGAAGGCAAUGGUGAAAGUGGCCAAGGCAAAAAUGCUGGCAACGGCAUCGAGAUUCAGGACGACGGUGACGAUGAUGCGGAUGGAGAUGGUGAGGGUGAGGGUGCAAUCGAUAGUCCUUAUGGAGGAACAGGACUGGAGGCUGUGGCCGCUGCUAAUCGCAGUGGGUGA